Molecule: messenger RNA, 406 nt
Organism: Durusdinium trenchii
Lineage: Eukaryota; Dinophyceae; Suessiales; Symbiodiniaceae
Source: the annotation of a GenBank genome assembly
GCACAUCCCAAUGACUUCGCUCCGCUUCGACGCUGAGACUGUGGUGUUUGACGAUGCCCAUGUGGAAGCUUGGCAUGAAGAUCAUCCAGACGAACUGAUUGACCAGGGUGGCGCGUUUUCGAGCAGAGGGCCAUUCACUUUGACCAAUUCCACUUUGACGGUUCGGGACACCUCAGCCGUGAAGGGUGGCGGCCUCGCAGCGGUGGGGGACCUGACAUUGGCCAAUUCAACCCUUCGGGUGGUGGAUGCUUUAGCCAAAGACUAUGGUGGCGGCUUCUACGGUGCAGCAGCAUUGAGGCUUCAACUGGAUUCUACAGUCUUCAUGGAGAACAUGUCAGCCAGAGCCGGUGCUGGUGUCCUUGCGAUGGGAGAUGUCAAUGUUUCAGCUGCGACCUCAAUCUGUUAA